AUGUGUCCGCAGGAUUCGAACCCUGGACUUUGUACCAUGAUGUGUAAUCCCAAGUACAAACCCCCCAGUCAUCAAGCCCAAUCCCGGUUUGGUCUGGAUUUUGGGAAUUUUUGGGGGGUUACUUUGCUAUUCUACACCCCAUGCGCAGGCGAGUUGACUUUACCGAUUUGUUCUUUGCAUCAAAUACAAUUACAAGAAAAUUUCGCUCGGGUUUUGGAUGAGAGGAUUGCUUAUGAUGAUUUAGAUGAGUAUGAAGAGGAUGGCUUAGAUGAUGGAGUGGAAGGCGGUGGUGAAGAUGAAUAUGAAGACGAGGAAGAAGAGCCUAAGCCCACAAAGGAGGUUCUGGACUACCUUGAGCUGAGGCAAAAGUUGAAAGAGCAAAAAAAAAAGGAGUUGAGGAAAGAAAAUGGGACUGUUAAUGGCAGUUUGCGCGAGAAGAAGAAUUUGAUCUCCAGGGAUAGUUUUGGCUCCUUCUUUGGGCCUUCACAACCGGUUAUUGCUCAAAGAGUGAUUCAAGAAAGUAAAUCAUUGCUUGAGACUGCCAGUUCUACCACGAGGAUCAACAAAUCAAGUCAAAGUGGUAAUAAGAGCUCUGGUUCAUCUUUGUCCCGAAAUCCCCAAUCAAGCGGACAGAAACCAAGAGUUCCAAAUCUGCAGCAUAAAAAGGUGGAGAUACUGAAAAAUGCCAGGGAUUACUCAUUUCUGUUAUCUGAUGAUGCGGAAGUUCCUGUUCCUAAAACUGUCCCCCCUCCUAGAAAUAUAUCUGCUCCAAAACCUGAGCUGCGUUCUGCACCACAACCAGAAAGGAGCAAGGGUUCUGUUAGCGGUAGUGGGCGAAAGGAUUUCAGCAGUCGUGAAGAUAAGAGAAGCUCUACUGCCGUUGACAGAAAUAGAAUGCAGCCCAGACUUGGGACUGAUAGAUUGUCAUCUGGGGGUUCCCAAGUUCGGGCAUUAAUGGACUCCAGAAAGCAUAUUGGUACGACUAAUGGUGCAGCAUUAGAUCGGAAGAAGCAGCUCUCUAGCAGCAAUGGCAGUGGCCCAGGUCGGCCUGUUUUGUCAAAGAAUGCUCCCUCUUCUAAUAUCAAUGGCAGUGGUCCAGGUCGGCCUGUCAUGACAAAGACUGUUCCGCCUAAAGCUUCGGUAGGUGCAUCUGAAAGGAAGGGCAAUGUACCAGUUCCAAGAAGUUCUGCCCCUAUUGUGCAAAGACCUGCAUCUUCGAAGCAACAUCCUUCUGUUUCAAGGCAAUCUUUAUCAAGGAAAGACGAAUAUCUAAGAGAAAGGGCAAAGGGAAGGGACGAACAUCAAGUAAGAGCAAAGCCAAAGGUGAUAUCCAAACAAAGUGUUCCAGCCUCCAAACCCAGGCAAGUAAUCAGGCCACCUCCCAAGAAUGUAGCUCGUGAGACUUCACGAGACGAACACCCUAGGAAAAGACCUCUGAGGCAUGAUGAUGAUGAUGAUGAUGAUCCUGAAAAUGCGUUGAGUAUGAUCAGGAGCAUGUUUGGAUACAACCCUCGGAAGUAUCAUGAUGAUGAUUCAGAUGAUAGUAACAUGGAGGCCAACUUUGAUGAUAUCUUGAAAGAAGAAAAGAGAAGUGAAAGAAUUGCUCGUCUAGAAGAUGAAGAGGAGCAACGCAAGAUAGAAGAAGAAGAAAGGAGGGAGCGAAUGCGAAAGGAAGCCAAAAGGCGCAAGUUGAGCAAUCGAUGA
This is a messenger RNA of Oldenlandia corymbosa var. corymbosa, 1704 nucleotides long. The record is from the annotation of a GenBank genome assembly. Lineage: Eukaryota; Viridiplantae; Streptophyta; Magnoliopsida; Gentianales; Rubiaceae.